Messenger RNA from Lactuca sativa (garden lettuce), 618 nucleotides. Lineage: Eukaryota; Viridiplantae; Streptophyta; Magnoliopsida; Asterales; Asteraceae. The record is from RefSeq and is a predicted model, not a curated record.
AUGGCUGAACUUGAAUCUCCACUGGCUUCAAUGACUAAGGUUUAUGCUCUUACAAUCGAAAGGGAUACGCUACAUAGAGAGCAAAAUAAAAGAAGUGAUGCCACUGCGCUUCUAAAGGAAAAGGAUAACAUAAUCACUCAAGUUAUGGAAGAGGGUGAAAAGCUUUCAAAGAAACAAGCUAUUCAAGAGUCUACAAUAAGAAAACUACGGGCACAGGCUGAAGAGAACAAAGUGGAAAAUUUAAAGAGUACGAAAGCAGCCACAGAGAAACUGCUAAACCUAUGUGAACAAGAUUUGCUUGUUCCAUCUUUAGCUGCAGCAAGGGCAGGGAAAUCAAAGUUUAUUAUAGGGGAUGGAACAAACAUGUAUGAUUUCACAUAUGUUGAGAAUGUUGCACAUGCUCAUGUAUGUGCUGAAAGAGCUCUAGCUUCAGAUGGAUCUGCCUCAAAGAGAGCUGCAGGAGAGGCUUACUUUAUAACGAAUAUGCAACCAAUAAAAUUUUGGGAGUUCAUAUCACUUAUUCUUGUUGGGCUUGGGUUUGAAUGGUAUAUUCUUGAUUUUUGGUUUGUUUUCAAGUUUGCAGGCCAAGAAUCAAGAUUCCUGCAUCUAUUGCAAUAA